AUGGCUUCCACUCCCAACAACGCCAGGGCUAACGCUCAGCCCUCGCCAGCGCACGCCAACCGACCCGCCACCACUACCAUGCCAAGCGCUUCCGCUUCUGGACACAACAACGGCCUUAGACCCCCCAGCGCAGGCGUGCCUUCUCGCACCCCCAGCCAGAACACCAACUCCUCCCAUCGCAGCAGAGCCUCCGCUCCAGGCUCAAAGCCACCGCUCGCCGCGGCCGAGCCUCCCUACGUCAUCGACGGCCCCGGCGGCAGGAUCGCCUGCGUCGCAGACGUGCGUGGCAACCUCUCGCUCUUCAACCAGAUCGCUGCAGACACCAACGCACAGGCCAUCAUCCACACCGGCGACUUUGGCUUCUACGACCACGCAAGCCUCGAACGCAUCAGCGACCGCACCCUCCGCCACCUCGUCCAGUACUCCACCCUCAUCGAACCCGCCCUUCGCACCAAGCUCCUCGCCGCAGAUGCUCCUCGCGCCCCUGCCGCCAUCGCCGCUGGCCCUGCUGCCGACAAGGGCUCCGCCUCCGCCGUCAUGCGCCAGCACAUGCUCCAGCAACCCGGCCUGCCCCUCUCUCAGUUCUCCGACCUCCUCGUGGGCAAAAUCAAGCUCAACGUCCCCGUGUUCACCGUCUGGGGCGCGUGCGAGGACGUCGCCAUCCUCGAGCGCUUCCGCACCGGCGAAUACCAGGUCAACAACCUUCACGUCCUCGACGAGGCCUCCACCAAGGCCAUCGAGGUCGGCGGCGUCCGUCUGCGCCUCUUCGGCCUCGGCGGUGCCGUCGUGCUUCACAAGCUCUUCGACAACGGCGAGGGCGCCGCCACCAUCGCCGGAGGCCAGGGCACCAUGUGGACCACCGCGCUCCAGAUCGGCGAGCUCGUCGACACCGCACAAAAGACCUUUGACCCCACCGAGACGCGCGUGCUCAUCACACACGCCUCGCCAGGUCGCGAAGGCCUUCUCGCACAGCUCGCUCUCGCCCUCAAGGCCGACCUCACCAUCAGCGCAGGCCUCCACUUCCGCUACGGCGUCUCGUACAACGAGUUUAGCGUACAGCACGACGCGGAAAACUACAGGAACAAGCUCCAGCACGCAAAGCACGCCUUUGGCGAGAUCUGGGACACGGUCAAGACCCAGGUCGACGCCGUGAUCGACGAGAACCAGCGCAUGCUGCUCAACAAUGCGCUCGCCGUCGCCAACCGCGUCGCCCCCACCGCCACCGCCACCGGCGCCGCCAGCGAGGAGCCCGCCUGGAAGAACACCUGGAACUGGAACCUGCCCGACGCCGCCUACGGACACCUCGUCCUCGGCAUCAAGGACGGCCGCGUAAGCGCAGAGACCAAGUCGCAGGGCUUCAACUUUGCAUACCGCAGAAGCGGUCAGCCCAUGGCCCCCGUCGCCCCCACCGGACAAGCCACGGCUGCUGCCGCUGCCCCUGCACCGGCUCCAGCUGCUCCUCGAGCCACGCCGGCGGCCGCAGCAAUCCCAGCUGCUGCUGCCGCCCCUGCAGCGGCACAGCGCGCCAACGCAGCCGCUAACGCUGCCUCCAACGCCGGCACCGCCGCCGUUCCGACCAAGGUCAACGCGUCAAAGCCUGCCGAGGCCAGCGUUGCUGCUGCCGGUGCGUCGGGUGCUGCUACGCCUGCCAGCAAGACGGCUGCCGCCUCGCCUGCCUCUGCCAAGCCCGUCAAGGAGAAGAAGGAACGUACGCGCGAGCGUGGCCACGAGUCGGCUGCAUCCCGCUCCGACUUUGACGGCGGCUUCACCUCGGGCACCGACGGGCGCAAGUCGCCCAGCGGCCCGCGCAAGGUGCGCAACCCCUUUACGCUGUACGUGUCGCAGCUCAAGGAGGCGCUGCCUGUGACCGAGGACGAGCUGCGCACCUACUUUGGCCCCGCCGCCGCCGGCAUCACGGGCAUCAAGCUCGUGUUUGACAAGCCGCACCGCCGCGGCGCCUCGAGCGGUAAGGAGGACGCAGAGCAGCAGAGGAGGCAGCGUCCGUUUGCCUAUGUCGAGUUCCGCGACGAGGCGGCCAUGGCGGCCGGCUUCAAGAGGCAGGGCGAGGCGAUCAAGGGCGACGUCAAGCCAGUGCUCGAGCAGGCGGACAGCAACAAGGCGUCGCAGUCGCAGCCGCAGCAAGCCGAGGCAGGCGCGAGCGGCACCGACAAGGAGUCGAAGCGCGAGCGCCAAGCGUCCGGCAGGAAGGGUGGCGAGACGGACAAGGAGGACGAGGCGGGCAAGAGCGCCGACGACAAGCCCGCGGGCCGCAACAGCCGCCAGAGGAAGGACAAGGCCAAGGCCGAGGGCGGAGCCAAGGCUGCUGCGGCGGCGCAGGCUGCCGACAGUGCCGCGACUGCGUCUGCCGACGGUGCGGCCGCCAACGAGCCCAAGGAGCCCAAGGAGCCCAAGGAGGUCAAGGAGGCCAAGGAGACCAAGGACGUGGCGCCUGCAGCGGCCAGCGGCGCCGGCGACAAGGAGAAGAAGGAUAAGAAGGAGACUGCUCCCGCUCCCGCUCCCGCUCCCGCAGCUGCCCCCGCCCCCGCCCCUGCUGCGGCUGCGGCUGGCGGCGAAAAGAAGGACGCUCCGACCGCACCCGCCGCGGCGUCCACCGACGCCGCCUGA
Moesziomyces aphidis is the source of this 2625-nucleotide messenger RNA. The record is from the annotation of a GenBank genome assembly. NCBI's taxonomy places the organism in Eukaryota, Fungi, Basidiomycota, Ustilaginomycetes, Ustilaginales, Ustilaginaceae.